Molecule: messenger RNA, 2108 nt
Organism: Thalassophryne amazonica
Lineage: Eukaryota; Metazoa; Chordata; Actinopteri; Batrachoidiformes; Batrachoididae
Gene: capza1a
Product: capping actin protein of muscle Z-line subunit alpha 1a
Exons: 10
Coding region: 88-945 (285 amino acids)
Biological process (GO): actin cytoskeleton organization; barbed-end actin filament capping
Cellular component (GO): actin cortical patch; F-actin capping protein complex
Molecular function (GO): actin filament binding
Source: RefSeq, a predicted model, not a curated record
UUUUUUUUUUUUUAGGUUUGAGGUGUAGCUGUGCAGAGCGGAAUCGCUCAUACCUGGCAACACCGAGGGUCGAUUCAAUGAGCCAAGAUGGCAGAUUUCGAAGAGCUCACUGAUGAAGAGAAGGUCUGUAUUGCAGCCAGUUUUGUGAUCCAUGCCCCUCCAGGAGAGUUCAACGAAGUCUUCAAUGAUGUGCGAAUACUGCUCAACAAUGAUGAUCUUCUCAGAGAGGGCGCUGCUCAUGCCUUUGCCCAGUAUAACAUGGAUCAGUUCACCCUUGCCAAAAUGGAUGGAUCUGAAGAUCAGGUCCUGAUAACAGAGCAUGGAGACCUGGGCAACGGGCGAUUCUUUGACCCUCACAGAAAGGUUUCCUUCAAGUUUGACCAUUUGAGGAAGGAAGCCAGCGACCCGCAGCCCCAUGAAGGAGAGGCUGCCCUCCGGUCAUGGAGAGAUGCCUGUGAUGCUGCCUUGAGGGAGUACGUUAAGGAGCACUACCCCACUGGAGUCUGCACUGUAUAUGGAAAAACAAUCGAUGGCCAGCAGACCAUUAUCGCAUGUAUUGAGGGUCAUCAGUUUCAGCCUAAAAACUUCUGGAAUGGUCGCUGUCGCUCUGAGUGGAGGUUUAGCGUUUCUCAGCCAACGGCUCAAGUGGUUGGAGUCUUGAAAAUACAGGUACAUUAUUAUGAGGAUGGAAAUGUGCAGCUCGUCAGCCAUAAAGACAUACAGGAAGCUUUGACUGUAUCUAAUGAGAGUAACACUGCAAAGGAGUUUGUGAAAAUUAUUGAAGAUGCAGAGAAUGAGUAUCAGACGGCCAUCAGCGAGAACUACCAGACGAUGUCAGACACCACGUUCAAAGCCUUACGCAGACAGCUCCCAGUUACCCGCACUAAGAUCGACUGGAACAAGAUCCUCAGUUACAAGAUUGGCAAAGAAAUGCAAAGCGCUUAGAUGACAGUUCUGUCGGAGUUUUAGUGCAAACUGGAAAAUUAGAAAAGGACACAUACUGUAACUAAGUUGAUACUUGCAGAAAGGAGUCUGAUGCAACAUGCGUCUUUUUGAAAGAAAGCUGUUUGUUCAGGGUUUUGCUAAGGAAUGGUGGCUUCUGCUGAGCAUCAAGAGGCAGUUCCUUUAUUUUAAAGAACAGAGUAAAUGUUGCUCACCUGCAAAAUAACAAAAAACUUAUCUUAUUAAAAUGCCUUUGUUGACAUGGAAAAUUUGGACCAUUCCCCUAACGUUCACAUUUGCGGACACAUUUUAGGUUUACGGUUUCUCAUUUGGCAGUGCUUAAAAUAGAAACAGCCUCUGAAAUACAGUUUUUACACCACAGUUUAUUUUAAACUCAAAAUGACAUAAAACUUUGCAACUCUGAGCUUCCAAUGCCUUAGUGGUUAUUUUGCUUACUGGGAAAAAUAUGCAAUUUAAUGUUAUCUGACUGAAGAGAUUUGGCAGAACUGAAUCCAUCCAUCCCCCUCCCCUUCCUGUUCUGUUGCAACAUCCUACCUGUGUAUUUAUACAUCUGUGGGUGCAGGGUGGGCAGGCCAAAAGGUGCAUUUGCAUUUUCCCAUUCACAGGUAACAUUUUGUUGUCUUUCUUGGAUUUGGGGUUGUACUAUAUUUAGUUCUUUAUGUUAAUGGGAUUAAUUUUGAUGAUCUAUCAAACACAAACCAACCUUGGGGCUGUAUAAUGAUUGGUAUCUCCUAUCAACUGUUUGCCUUUAGCUUUUGCUAUAUUUUAUACAUAUUGAAUAAAAAAAAAUAGAUUUUACUCAUAAAAUUAAAAUAUUGCACCAAGUGCAGUUUUUAAUUCAUCUUCAUAAGUUUUUGUUUUGCAUCAUGUACGGAGGAUGAAAAGAGCAUGAGGGCCAAUGUGUUGUUUUUGUUGGCUGGCUGUACAGAUUUGUUUUGCAAAAGUGUAAAGCUUUGCAGUGACAUCAAAUUAUAGACUUCAGCUGUAUUAUGCAGGUCAACUUUUGAGGGAAAUGCACAGGACAUAUAUAUAUAUAUAUAUAUAUAAAUACACACCACUGGACAAUGUGCAUUUGUAUAUUACAUCAGUAAUGGUUAUACAGUUUGUGUGUAACAAUGUCCAUAAAACCUGUCAAGGAAGGAUAU